Molecule: messenger RNA, 1062 nt
Organism: Neoarius graeffei (lesser salmon catfish)
Lineage: Eukaryota; Metazoa; Chordata; Actinopteri; Siluriformes; Ariidae
Exons: 5
Coding region: 124-588 (154 amino acids)
Source: RefSeq, a predicted model, not a curated record
UCAGAUGGUCUCUACAUCCAGGAGAUUGUUACAGAAUGAACAUUAAAUGCCAGUGGCAGAUUGAGGAGAGAGGGGAGAUCAGCAACUUCUAGAUGGGAAUCUACCUCAAGGGUGGACCGAAACAUGAUCUUGCGGCCAUACAGGCCAGCUGCAAUGGUGGAGGGCAGAGAGCGACCAAUAGAGGGUGCAACAUUGGAUGCAGAGCAAUCAGCGGUAGAGAACAUAGAACCCUGUCCCGCUUCUGUCACCCCAGAGCAUUUUGGUGCUUUCGACAGUUCGCUGUCAUUGUACUCUGGCUUUGACAACAGCACCCUCACCUCUCCACAGCGCCCCGCUAUGUCCCAGACUGGUGAUUGUACUACACAAACAACUUUGAAUAUCUCAGAUAUUCCAAGUGAGCCUGCAGAUGGCCCCUCUGCAUCAAACCAAUCUGAGGAUGACUUCUGCCAGGACAUUCUGACUAGACAAGCUACUGCCAUCAUAUUGACUGCGAGAGAAAAACAUCAUCUUUCUCAGGCUGGUGUGAAUGAGGUCGUGGCAGGAAUGCAACAGCACCAAGCUUUGUUGGUAACCAAUCUGAGGAGUUGACUACAAAGAGUAUUCCAAAACCAUCAGGAAGGUGAUCUUGAAAAGGAGGCUAUGGCAGUAUUUGAUCAGUUGGAGGAUCCAUUUGACUCUGUUUCAACAACAUACAGGCAGGACAGUGUGAUUAAGAACUGUUUCCAUUUUGUGGACUCAGAGAAUGGUUACUGUUGGGUAUACUGCUUGCUUGCAAAAAAAAAAAAAAAAAAGGAGCAAAAAGAAUCCUGUCUACCAAACCCAAAUGUUUUCAUUAUGUACUUCUCAUCAAAAGUCUGGAACAGUUAUUGUCCCAUCCAAAAGUCCUGGCAAUGAUAGAUGAGCCACAGAAAUACAGAAGUGGGUAUUUGUAUGACGUAUCCGAUGGAGAACUCAUGAAAUCACACCCUUUAUUUUCUGUCUGAGGAUUAAAGUUGUUUAUGUUGACAUCACAUGGCGCUGUUUUCAUUAGUCUUUUUGGAUCAGCAAGGUAAGGCCAGGAGA